AUGUCGACACUACCUGCUUGUUUGCCAGCGCUUCCAACGUUGGGGAAGGGCUCGUCCCAUGGAAAACCCCUCACCUACGACAAUGAGGGACACAGCGACAAUGUUCUCCAAGUGAAGUGCGCUGAAGGUCUCGAUGAGAUCGUUCGCAGCCUCAUUCACAACGGUGCCGAUGUCAACGAGCAAGGAGGAUGGUACGGCAAUCCUCUCCAGGCUGCUUGUGCAGAAGGCCACGAGAACAUAGCGCGUUCACUACUCGAGAAUGGCGCUCAUAUCAAUGCAAACAUCGGUCAUUACGGUACUUCCCUUCAAGCAGCGUGUGCCGAAGGUCACGAGAGAAUAGUACGCCUGUUACUAGAUCGUGGUGCCGAUAUCGACACAGAGACUGGCUUCUACGGCGGAGCUCUUCAAGCCGCAUCGCUCACAGGGCGCGAAAGCGUCACGCAACUUCUGCUGGACCGCGGUGCCGACGUUAACGCCCGAGGGACAUCGUUCGGUGCUGCACUUCAGGCCGCAUCUUUCGGAGGCCACAAACGCAUCGUUCAGAUGUUGAUUGAGAAGGGCGCAGACGUCAAUGCAAAGGGUAACAGUCGCAGCGCUCUUCAAGCCGCAUGUUGGGAGGGCCAUGUUGACGUUGCGGCAAUCUUGAUCCAGAAUGGUGCGGACUUGGAUGCUUACGACGAACACUACGGCAAUGCUCUGCAGUCAGCUUCUUUCAAAGGCUGCAACGGUAUCGUCCAGAUGCUUCUUAGCCAUGGCGCCAACGUCAACAUGUCUGGUGGGUGGCUUGGUACCGCUCUAGAGUGCGCGCGAAUGGGUGGUUACAAUAAGAUCAUACAGAUGUUGAUGGCGCAUGGAGCACGCCAUUCUUUCUAA
This is a messenger RNA of Colletotrichum truncatum, 873 nucleotides long. RefSeq names its product ankyrin repeat and protein kinase domain-containing protein. Lineage: Eukaryota; Fungi; Ascomycota; Sordariomycetes; Glomerellales; Glomerellaceae. The record is from RefSeq and is a predicted model, not a curated record. Gene Ontology annotation, molecular function: protein binding.